Rana temporaria (common frog) is the source of this 1323-nucleotide messenger RNA. Its product is annotated as otogelin-like. The record is from RefSeq and is a predicted model, not a curated record. Gene Ontology annotation, cellular component: extracellular matrix. The transcript is spliced from 6 exons. NCBI's taxonomy places the organism in Eukaryota, Metazoa, Chordata, Amphibia, Anura, Ranidae. Bases 1 to 774 code for a protein of 257 amino acids.
AUGUGGAUUGGUUGUGACGUGACUCCUCCUCCUCCUUCGGCAGUGAAGGCCUCGGUGUGUCUCAGUAAAGAUGGCGGAAUCCUGCGGCCGGGUCAGACGAUCAUCGAGCACACGGCGGAGGGCGUCUGUCACACCGCGCACUGCACCUCGCUCAUCGAUCCCGUCUCCAGAUAUCACCAAAUCAACGUCUCGUCUCUGCGCUGCGCCGCCCGCUGCCAGCCGAACCAGGUGUACGAGCCCCCGAGGGACGUCCCCCGCUGCUGCGGACAUUGCCGUAACGUGUCCUGUACUCAGACCCUGCUGAACGGAACUCUCCUCACUCACAGGCCCGGUUCCUCCUGGAUAGCUAAGUGCCUGAGAUACGACUGUACAAACACCUCAGUAGGACCGAUAUUAAUGACCUCCGCCAUCAACUGCCCCCCCUUUAAUGAGACCGAAUGUAUAAAGAUGGGCGGGUACGUGGUUUCCUUCCUGGACGGAUGCUGUAAAACAUGUAAGGAAGAUGGAAAGUUCUGUAAGCGGGUGACGGUCCGGAUGACGAUCAGGAAGAACGAUUGUAGAAGUAACACCCCAGUGAACAUCGUGUCAUGUGACGGAAAGUGCCCCUCCGCCAGCAUCUACAACUACAACAUCAAUACCUAUGCCCGCUUCUGCAAGUGCUGCCGGGAGCUCGGCCUCCAGCGGCGGGUCGUUCAGUUAUAUUGCACCGGAAACUCCACUUGGGUCAAUUAUUCCAUCCAAGAACCGACAGACUGUUCCUGCCAGUGGUCCUGAAUGGGAUGGACAGUGAGGGAGCGAGCGGGAGACCCGGGAUCAGGUGGAGGGAGGUGGGCUUGUAGUCUGGUCCACCUCGUCAGGACGGGUUCCCAGGAAAAGUGCCAAUCUUCUGAAUGACUAUUUAUCACAGGAACUUGCAGCCAGGCAGACGCCGCCACCGCCGCACUUCGCUUUCCUUCCACUUCUUAGUCCUAGAAUCCAAUGACAGCGCUCCCCCCGGAAAUGGUGCGUCUGUGUGCGUCCGUUCGCCACGCGUCACCUCUGUGCCAACCGCCCUCCACUCACCUCAGCCAAUGGAAAGCCAUGCGGGACAGCUGCAGAGAGGACAAGCUUCCAGGUCACCCAUCCUCCGCUGAAUUCAUAAUGACCCCCCCACCUGCCCCCUCUCCUCUGUAUUGACCCAUUUCACCACCGGGUGGCGCUGUCACUCAGCACUGCUGUAUAAUAUGACCCACAGAGCUUACACUCUAACCCCCCACACUGGACUUGUAAGUUAUUGUCUGUAGUCUGCCAUCGCAAUGCAAGUAAAUUGUAUGAUUGAUGAGA